Molecule: messenger RNA, 956 nt
Organism: Ruditapes philippinarum (Manila clam)
Lineage: Eukaryota; Metazoa; Mollusca; Bivalvia; Venerida; Veneridae
Exons: 4
Coding region: 96-812 (238 amino acids)
Source: RefSeq, a predicted model, not a curated record
CAAUAAUUUCAAUUUUAUACUUGUAUGUAGCACAUUGAGCAUUUUCUAAACAUUUAGAAGAAACCUUUGAACGGAGAAGUAACAAACUUGGGAAAAUGAUGAUGCUGUAUUUUCUUGUAGUUUAUAGUUUCCUUUACACUGGAUGCUUUACUUCAGGUGCCCUGAUAGAAGAGCAGCAAUGUUCAAGAUACCACUAUGAGGCUCAAACUUUGGAAAGAAUUAUCAAGGCAGAGAUAAAUCAAGUUGCUGUUCAAAAUGAGGUCACAAUAUUAAAGAAAACAGUAGAGCAAGAGGCGGAAGAAAGAAAAAAGGAUCAGUCCAAAUUUGCCGACAAAGUAGAUGUGCUGCAACAAGAGUUCGAUAAUUUCGUCAGGAACAUUUCUAGUAUACAAGAGAAGAAAAAUCUCCCGACUUCAAGUUCGAUGAGACAAUUUUGUCAAACAAACGAGACGUGCAGUGACGUUAAGAAUUCAGAAUGUAAAUGGAUGUCUUGUAAAUGUAAACCUGGCAUGAGCUACCACCAUGACACGAAAACAUGUCUCUCUGAUUGUGGACACUACGGGUAUGGUAACACUUACCAGGUUGAAAUGGACGCAGUGUUGUCUGGCUUUGCCACUAAAACUUUAAAAGCUAUCUCAUUAGAAGAUUGUGUUCAAAGUUGUACCGCGGAAAAAAGUUUUGUUUGCAGAACUGCAGAGUAUCAAAAGGCAACCAAAAUUUGUUAUUUGUCCUGGGAAACUCUGCACACAAAUCCAGAAGUUCACGAGAAGAAUCGUCAGGACUAUGUUACAUAUACCAGAGAUUGCAACUAGGUCUGUGGUUUCAACAUGUAUCUUGUAAUCUUCGCUGGCCUUUUUUAUAUCUUGCAAUAUGAAAAAAGGAAUGAGCUGAACAUUUUGACUUAAAAAAACAACAUUUAUUAUAUAAAAGCAGAGUCCAUAAAUUUUUUGAUAUGU